CACGUGGACGAAGAGGAAAUAAUCAAUGAAAUGAAAGACCAACACGUCACAGGCGUCUACAAAUUUUCCAAGAUAAUAAAAGGCGAACGAACAAUUACUGGCCAAAUGGUCCUUACUUUCGAUCUAUACCGUCUCCCUGAGACAGUCGACGUUGCUUGGUAUAAGGUUAAGGUGCAACCCUACAUCCCCAGCCCAAUGAGAUGUAAAAGAUGCCAAAAAUUGGGGCAUACCAUCAAACGUUGUGAACGCAACCCGAUGUGCUUCAUCUGCAACCUUCCUCCACACGACCCAGAAGAUUGCACUAGAAUCCAAUGCGCUAACUGUGAGGAAGAACAUCCUUCCUCUGAUAAGAACUGCAUAUCGAAAGAUAUCGCCACAACAUCACCACAAAACCAAAAUUCCAAUAAUCUAGAGUCAUCCAUCAUAACAGAAGCAACCACAUUAGUGGUACCUCAAAACCAACAAAAAGAACAACCACCUAAAGAACAACCACUUAAACAACAACAACCAACAACCUCAAACAACGCCAACUUUAGCCUGGCAUCAGAAAAUCCAAAUCCAGUUGCGCUACCUAGCUCAACUAGUCAAACCAACCAAACAACAAUGUCACCAAUAUCUCUUUUUACCCAAAACCUCCUAAAAAACAAUGAUUAUUUUAUAAAAAGCGUCGAAAAUCUCGACAAUCCUACAAAUCUCUCUGCAGACGACCUUCAGCAUUAA
Molecule: messenger RNA, 720 nt
Organism: Rhagoletis zephyria (snowberry fruit fly)
Lineage: Eukaryota; Metazoa; Arthropoda; Insecta; Diptera; Tephritidae
Molecular function (GO): nucleic acid binding; zinc ion binding
Source: RefSeq, a predicted model, not a curated record